Messenger RNA from Ipomoea triloba (trilobed morning glory), 2167 nucleotides. Its product is annotated as interactor of constitutive active ROPs 2, chloroplastic-like. The transcript is spliced from 4 exons. NCBI's taxonomy places the organism in Eukaryota, Viridiplantae, Streptophyta, Magnoliopsida, Solanales, Convolvulaceae. Bases 286 to 1869 code for a protein of 527 amino acids. The record is from RefSeq and is a predicted model, not a curated record.
UUGGUCUUAAGUUGUAGGUUCGGUUGGUGGGAGUGGAGGUGGUUUCCAUGGAGUUUCUUUGAAGCAAUUUGUUGGUUUAGUUGGUUUUGCAAUCUGUGUAUUUGGAUUAAAGCCAAGUUGAUGCAGAGAAGCUUCAUGAAAUCAUGAAAAUCUUCUUUGUAUUAUGCACUUCUUUAGCCUGAGGAUUUGUUCAAAAACAUUUCAGGUGGUGUGGGGCCUUUUGAAUCAAGAAAGUGUAAUUUGUUUCAUCACAUUUUUCAUUUUACUCCUGGGAAGGGAUUAAAUAUGCAGACUCCGAAAGCAAGAACUUCUUCUAAGGAUCUGCAGCAAAGAACAUCUGUUGCUGCGCCUCGGGCGGGUCGAAAGCUCAAGAUUACAGCAGGUUCUGAGUCUGAUUCUGUUGCAUCUCCUAAUCCAACCAGUAGGAAUCCAAAAGGUAGGAGUUUGAAAGGGAAUGACAGACAAUCUCCACAAAGUUCUGCAUCUGAGAAGAAAUUCCCCAGCAAAGCUUCGGAGUUAGAGACACAUCUUCUUCAACUGCAAGAGGAGCUAAAGAAGGCAAGAGAACAACUAACUUCAUCAGACUCACUAAAGAAGAAGGCCCAGCGCGAGUUAGAAGACACAAAGAAGCAGCUAGCCGCCAUGUCCAAAAACCUCGAAGAAUCCCAAAACCAACUCCUAGAAUUCUCCGACUCCGAGGAAGCUCGGCUGCAAGAACUGCGCAAGAUCUCACAAGACCGCGACCGCGCGUGGCAAUCCGAGCUGGAAGCCCUGCAGAAACAGCACGAAUUAGACUCCGCGGCUUUAGCGUCCGCCAUGGCUGAGAUCCAGAAGCUAAAGGCGCAGGUCGAGAGAGUGAGUGGAGCCGAAGCCGCCCAGGCGAGGCACGCGGAAUCGGCGCACGGCGAGAUUUGUCAUCUGAGAUUGGAACUCGCGGAGACGAUUGGAUUGGUUGGGGAUUUGAAAGCUCAGUUGAAUGAGAGUAAGGAAUGUGCUGCAAAAGCUCUGCAAGAACUGGGUGAAGCUCAGAUGCAGCUGGAGGUGGCACGGCUCACAGAGGAGACGCUGCGCGCCGACGUUGUUAAAGCUAAGGAAUCAUGCAAAUCCAUGGCUUUUGAAUUGGAAUUGGAGCAAUCAAAGAAUCAAGAAACUGAGAGCAAUGAUUUGAAAGCAGAGAUUAAUCAGCUAAGAUCAGCAUUGGAGAGCUCAGAGAGAAGGUACCAAGAAGAGUACAUUCAAACCACUCUGCAGAUCAGGACUGCCUAUGAGCUACUGGAGAAGGCAAAAUCAGAAUCAUUGCAGAGGGAAACACACCUGGAGGCCAAAUUAAAAGCAGCAAACUCCGAAAUCGAAUCGUUGCAGAAAGAACUGUCAACAGAGAGAAUAUCAGAGCUAGAAUCAGAGCUGAAUAACUCAGAAACGGCUUUAGCAGAGCUAAAAGCCUGCCUGCUGGACAAAGAAACAGAACUGCAAUGCAUUGCAGAGGAGAACAGUUUGCUGAAAUCAGAAAUCCAGGACAGGGAAGAAGGAAAAAUCAUCAUGACUCGAACACUCGAAGAAUCAGAAUCCUCGACGACCAUUGAUGAACAGCUGAGAUCGGCCCAGGCUGCAAACCUGGACCUGCAGGCUGAGCUGAGAAGGCUGAAAAUUCAGUCGAAUCAGUGGCGAAAAGCCGUCGAGGCGGCUGCCGCCAUGCUGUCAUCUUCAACAGGCAAUAAUGGGAAAUACUCCAUGGACUACCACACCCUUGGUGGGAAACUGGGGUCACCAUUGUCUGAUGACAUCAAUGAAGAUGAUGACUCCCACAAGAAGAAGAAUGGGAACAUGCUAAAGAAGAUUGGAGUGCUUCUCAAAAAAGGUCAGAAAUAAAUAGAAAAAACAACAAACUUUUUGCAAGUUGCAAUGAAACAGAAGAGUGAUUUCUUUCAUUAGUUAAUAGUCCUGCCUUGUAACAAAUUAAAGAGUUUCUUGAAGUGUUAUGUAAGAAUGGUCUAUUAUUGUAAAGCGUGAUGUCGUAAUGCAAAAAUAAGACAAGAAGACAGUAUAGUUUGUAUUUUGUAAUAAUAAUAAAUAGAGAAUAAGUAUCAGACAGUUUUUUAUUUUUGGAUUACGACGUCGUGUUGUAUGGUAUUGUAAAUUUUUAUGUACUCCAACAAUUUUUUAAAAA